Molecule: messenger RNA, 599 nt
Organism: Stereum hirsutum FP-91666 SS1
Lineage: Eukaryota; Fungi; Basidiomycota; Agaricomycetes; Russulales; Stereaceae
Exons: 4
Coding region: 1-465 (154 amino acids)
Source: RefSeq, a predicted model, not a curated record
AUGAGCACACCAUCCACAUCCACACCUUCGUCUUCCUCAUCGUCAUCAGUACCUCCAGAACAAUUCAAAGCCAUCGUCCGCCAGGAAGAAGACCGUCUACGAAAGAUGCACCCCACACCUGAGGAUAUCCCAGGUUGCAUGACCGUCUUUGACGAUUUCUUGAAGUGCAACCUCCUCGGCAACCAAUUCCGCUCCCUCUGGCGCUACGGCCAAUCCGCAAACUGCACCACCAAACUCCAAGACUUCAAAUUCUGCAUGUCGAUAGCGCGGCUAGAGCCGGAUGAGAAAAGGGAGGUGUGGAUACAGAGGAGGGCGGAGUGGUGGGCGAGACGGAGGACGGGGGUGAGUAGUGAGAAUGUGUGGGAGGCUAGGGGGGAGCCUAUAAAGGAUUAUCCACCGCCGAUGGACGCAGAAACACUGGAGGCUUUACGAGUCGGAUCGAUACAGUCGGCAACUAUUGAGUGAUCUGGUUCUUCGAGUCUCUGGUGAGGUCAUUUCUUAGUGAGUUGGGCUUCUGCGUCGUUUCGUUCAUGGAUUGUGGGCCACAUGCUUUCGUAGAAUAAUAUACUGUAAAUCGAUUUAAAUGCAUUGCUAUCAAC